AUGAAUUUUAAUUUUGAUGAAUCAACUGAUUUGGCUGUUUGUGUUGAAAAUGCAUGGAAAAGAUAUGGCUGUUGGUGGAAGUCAGUAACAGUUCAACAUGGUAUAAAUGUGAAUGUUCCAACAAGGAUCAUAUAUGGUUUAUUAGGUCCAUCAGGAUGUGGUAAAACAACUCUUCUACGAUGUAUUGUUGGGCGAUUAGAAUUAAAUCAAGAUGAAGUAAUUGUUUUUGGUAAACAGCCAGGUGCACAUGGAUAUGGUAUUCCAGGCCGAGCUGUUGGCUAUAUGCCACAAGAAACAGCACUUUAUAGAAAUUUUUCAAUAUCCGAAAUGCUUCAUUAUUUCGGUCGUCUUCAUAACAUGAAACGAAGAGACAUUUUAUCUCGAGAAGAAUUUCUUAUUUCAUUUCUCGAUUUACUUCCAAAAUCAAAGCGAGUUUCACAAUUAAGUGGUGGUCAACAGCGUCGCAUCUCAUUAGCGUGUGCUCUUCUUCAACAACCUCAACUAUUAUUACUUGAUGAACCAAUUGUUGGAGUUGAUCCUUUACUUCGAGAAAGAAUCUGGAGUCAUCAUAUAUAUUUAUCGCAGACAUCUAAAACAACAAUAAUGAUAACAACCCAUUAUAUUGAAGAAGCAAGGAAAGCUAAUCGUGUUGGACUGAUGCGAAGUGGAAGAAUGUUAGCUGAGGAUGAACCAAACCACCUUUUAAAUCAAUAUAAUGAAACUAGUUUAGAAAAUGUUUUCCUUCAUUUAUGUUAUGAAGAUCAAAAUCGUAUCCAACAACAAACAGCAACGAAUAAUAACAAUGUUACUCAUGAUACCGACAUAUCCAACAGUAUUGACGAUCAAAAUUUUGAAUCAACUUAUAUUGCGGAUACAGCUGUUGAAGGUCUUCUGAUAACAGUCAACAAGAAACAAACCUCAAGAAAAAACUUUAUUGAUUAUUUUAAAUUUCUUGAUAUACAUAAAAUUUAUGCAUUAAUGAUGAAAGAUUUAACAUUGAUUAAACGAAAUAUUAGAUUUCGCUUUUUUUGUCUGUGUAUUGAUCAUAAGAUAUUUUCAAGUUUUAUUGAUCUUACAUUAUUUGAAGAAGGAUAUUUAGGUGAUAUUGAACAUAUUUCAAUGGCACUUUAUAAUGGUGAAGCUGUAAAUGGAUUUCCAACAGGAAAUUUAAGUUUACAACUUUUGAAUCAAAUAAAUCCUCAACAAAUUGAUAUUGCACCAUUUAAUGAUUUUAAUAAAGCCAUGGAUCUUGUUAGACAAGGGCAGUAUUGGGGUGUGAUUGCCAUUCAAGAUAAUUUUACACAAGCAGUCAAAAAAUAA
Rotaria sp. Silwood2 is the source of this 1320-nucleotide messenger RNA. Lineage: Eukaryota; Metazoa; Rotifera; Eurotatoria; Philodinida; Philodinidae. The record is from the annotation of a GenBank genome assembly.